CUCGAAAGACCCCUGACACCGGGGUCGAGUCCCACGGGGCCAACGGACACCCUGAUUCAUGUAUUGGCUUUCGUUGGAUGUCUUCUUAAGAGCCAAACUGUCCCUGACCUCGACGCCCAAAGGCCCGGCCCGCUCCCUGGCAUCUUAUCUUCCCCUACCCAACAUGCGCCAAGUUGCCCGCUACGUCCGCAGUACAUGCGGUUUCCGCAAAGUAACCCUUGAUACAUUCGCAUCUUCUACUCUCAUUCCCCAUCCUCGCUGUCAUGCCACAGUACACACGCCGUCCCCAUUGUCUUACGACCUACGGUGUCUGGAGGCACCCAGGUUAAGCCAUGCCAAAGACCCAGAUCACGUCCGGCAGAUAUCGCAGCAUCUGGAGAAAGUCGGCAUGCUCAAGAUCAAGCUCGGGUUCCCUGACAGCAACAGCGAUUACCUCAAGCAGCUGCUGCACAGUCUUCACGAACAUCACAACCACCAGCUCCCCAUCUCCCACAGCGCGACCCGCGGCUGGUUCUGGGACGUUCGCCCGAGCGAGACCAACUUCCAGGCCGGCGACCACCAGGCGCGCUCGGAAACCAUGAACGACUUCCCCUGGCACACGGACUGCAGCUACGAAGAGCCGCCGCCUAGGUAUUUCGCCCUCCAGGUCCUCCAGCACGAUCGGUACGGAGGCGGCACACUGUCCGUCUUGAACGUCCAGAGGCUGAGCGAGCUACUUCCCCCCUCGGCGCGAGCGGCAUUGAAGGCGCCGGAAUACCGAAUCUCGAUCCCGUCCGAGUUCAUCAAGGACCCGAGCCGGAAACACAUUCACGCCACGGUGCUCGCCACCAGCCCCGACGGCGAGUCGACCAUGAUCCGGUAUCGAGAAGACAUCCUGGAACCCUUGACGGAUCGCGCGUCGCGGGCGCUGGAGGAGCUCAAGGAGGCGCUGGUCAGGAAGGAGGUGCAGGCGCAGGCGACGGUGCAUUUGCGCUCGUCCGACCUCCCCAAGGGGUCCAUCAUCCUCAUGGACAACCGCCGCUGGCUGCACGCGCGAAAUCACAUUAACGACCCGGCGCGCCACCUCCGACGGGUGCGAUGGGACGUGUGUCCGUUUGGUGAUGCUUCGGAAAGCCGUGCCUGAGUCCGGAAUAACUUCGAUGGCGGGUAGAAUAGCGGAAACAAGUGUCGGGAAUUCCUCAAGCUUGAAAUUUGUGCCAUGGACAUCUUUUUUUCGUGGGAUGACGUGAGUGGAAACAGCCGAGUCACCGCUUCGGGCCACAAUGGUGGCAUGUCUCAUAUUCUGCCCUGUGCCCAUAGUCGUCUUGGUGGCAUGCUGAUCCGACUUCGACAACGCCAUCUCAUAUUUGGGCUGAUGAGCUUGGAUGUCAGCGUUGUCCAUACCGUCCAUGUCAUUCGCCAGCUUAGCAUCGCCCUACGUGUCUCAACUGCGGGUACGCAAGGGAAACUUGCAGACCGGGGGGGCUCGCUAGUAUCCGACCAGGCAAAACACUUGGCGCCAUGUCUCGCACAAUUUAAGUCCUAUUGCGGAUUCGGCGGCAUACCCGGGUCCCUAUGACAUUGACACCUGAAACCCUGUCUCUUUCGUGCGAGGCUGCUGUGUGACUUUCGCUCGCUACUUGUUCCUUGUC
Molecule: messenger RNA, 1631 nt
Organism: Colletotrichum destructivum
Lineage: Eukaryota; Fungi; Ascomycota; Sordariomycetes; Glomerellales; Glomerellaceae
Product: Putative TauD/TfdA-like domain, taurine dioxygenase TauD-like superfamily
Exons: 1
Coding region: 59-1123 (354 amino acids)
Molecular function (GO): oxidoreductase activity
Source: RefSeq, a predicted model, not a curated record